ACUUUGUGGCUGUGGUAACUAGUGGAAACACGUACUUUUUAUUUCAUUAAACGUCAGAGACACGCCCCCUGUUUCUCAGACCAUGUGGUUGAUGAUAAACACAGUUUAAUAUCUCCCCAUGUUAAGCUUUUUGGUUUUAACAUUUGUUCGACUUUAGUUAGAUUUAUUACCGCGCGCUCACGAUUAGCUGUUAGCAUGUCUGUUUCCGACGAUGUGAAUUUUGAAACACAGAUUGCGUCUGUUUUGGAUUCACUUGCAAAGGUGGCCGUCGUGGAAAUAACGAAACUGUUCGAGAGUCGCUUCCUUGCUUCGGGAACCACUAUUCUCAUUGAAGGGCGGAGGGAACAAAAUGAAACCCUGCAAACAGUGGACGCUGCAAAAAAGUCUGGCAAAAAAUGUCUUCGCAGUAUCGGAGUUCAAGUGGAUGAGGAGACAACAACGUCCUCAGAGCUACAUGAAAACCCAAAACAGGGCUUGUCCUUGGAGGGGGGCAGUGGUUCUUUGAAUGGGAGCAAUGAGGAGGAGGGUCCUGCACAUCGUAUCCCCCUGCUGAAGGCUAAUCAGCCUGCUGAACUCAAGUGCUCUGUUCUAGAAGAGAAGGUUGUGGAGAUGGUGGAGGAGAGCAGUCUAGAAUCAAAAUCUUCAACAACCACUGAGCCAGAAGAAAAACAAGUGAUUUAUUCUGCCACUGUGGAUCCAAUCCACCUCUAUGUUCCUGUUCAAAGCUCCCCAACUAAGCAGAAACCCCAGCUCCUCAAGACAGAAACCGAGAAUGGAAUCAACAUAGAAUGCGAGACUAAAGUCAUCUGCCAAAUGGUCCCAAAGGCAGAGGAGGAGGACAUAACACGACAGCCUACAUAUAAAGAAAAGCCUAACCAGGUGGAGCUCCAGCAGGCCAGUUACAGCACCGCCAAAGGGACAGCCUACAGCACGUCCUCCUCAGAUGGGGCUUUGGCCCCUGUACAGGCUAAGAGUAAGUUGAAAUUUAUGGAUGUAACGAACCCUCCCUCUGCUAUAAUGAAGAAAACGGUGGAUUUCAAGCUGGACCAGACAAAGAAAAAGAAGGUGGAUUUCAAGCUGGACCAGACAAAGAAGAAGAAGGUAGACUUCAAGCUGGACCAGACAAAGAAGAAGAAGGUAGACUUCAAGCUGGACCAGACAAAGAAGAAGAAGGUGGACUUCAAGCUGGACCAGACAAAGAAGGAGAAGGUGGACUUCAAGCUGGACCAGACAAAGAAGGAGAAGGUGGACUUCAAGCUGGACCAGACAAAGAAGAAGAAGGUGGACUUCAAGCUGGACCAGACAAAGAAGAAGAAGGUGGACUUCAAACUGGACCAGACAAAGAAGGAGAAGGUGGACUUCAAGCUGGACCAGACAAAGAAGAAGAAGGUGGACUUCAAGUUGGACCAGACAAAGAAGAAGAAGGUGGACUUCAAACUGGACCAGACAAAGAAGGAGAAGGUGGACUUCAAGCUGGACCAGACCUCCUUGGAGCAGAAGUUGACGAGGCCUUGCUCUGUCCAGCUGGUGAACCUGCUUUUGGUGCCCGGAGGAAAGAACUCUGGAGGGAAGAAGGCUAAUGGUAGCAACUGUCAUGACAACAAGAGGUUCCCCAUGCCGAAGGACCUCAAGACCCACCAAGGCCUCCACACGGGUCGACGCCUCUGCUGCUUCACUCAGUGUGGGAACGGUGUCUGGCGGCUGCAAGGGGUCCUCUCCUCAAACCGCGCCCAUGGCUGCAAGAUCUGUGGGAAGCGCUUCAAGCGCAGGAAGAUCCUGAGGAGGCACGAGCGCUUCCACACUGGUGAGAAGCCCUACUCCUGCUCCCAGUGCUCCAAAACGUUCGCCCUGCGGAAAAGCCUCCGCAGGCACGAACGGUUCCAUACAGGGCAGAGACCUCACAGCUGCCCCCAGUGUGGGAAGAGCUUUCGUCUCAGGGACAAUCUGAAGGCUCAUCUGCGCUUUCACACUGGUGAGAGACCUUUCACCUGCUCCUUCUGCUCCAAGAGCUUCAGAAUCUUCCGGAAUCUUGAGAAACACAGCAUUGAUCACUUGGGAGCGACAGCGAAAUAGCAAAUUUUCCGGCGAAAGAGAACUGUGCUAAAAGCAUGAGCAGCCUUUUGUAGGCCACCUUACAAAACUGUCCUACCUCUAACUGAAACUACUAAAUGUCCAUUCCUCAUUAUAACCAACCCGGUUGGUUAUUUUUGAUAAGGUGCUAUGAUGGUAAAUUGCCAUUAUGAGAGAUGGGGACAGUGGAGAGAUCUGAAAUGACACAGUCAACCAUCCUUCAUAGGUUUGGAAUGUCCAGAAUGAUCAUCAGAGUGUAAGCUUCAGUGGACACUGAUGUUGUUGACAGUCAUAAUGUUCUAAUACGGUAAGGGCUGGUUUUCCAGACACAGAUUAUGCCUAAUUUUAAAUCAAAACGUUAUUUCAAUGGAGUUUUUCUAUUGCGCAUGCUGGACUAGGCUUAAAGGGACCCUUCGGGAUUUUGGCAAUGAAGCCCUUUAUCUACUUCCACAGAGUCAGAUGAACUCAUGGAUACCAUUUUUAUGACUGCAUUCAGUUUGAAGGAAGUUGCUAACUAGCACAAUGACUGGAAGGCUAUAGUAACUGCUAGUAUGCUAGUAGAUAACAUAAGAUUUCCGGUCAUUGCUCUAACGCUAGUUAGAAUUGGCUUGCGAAACUACACUACAUGACCAAAAGUAUGUGGACACCUGCUCGUUGAUUUCGGAAUGAGAUGUUCAA
This is a messenger RNA of Salvelinus sp. IW2-2015, 2748 nucleotides long. RefSeq lists its product as uncharacterized. Gene Ontology annotation, biological process: regulation of transcription by RNA polymerase II; urogenital system development; embryo development. Gene Ontology annotation, cellular component: nucleus. Gene Ontology annotation, molecular function: DNA-binding transcription factor activity, RNA polymerase II-specific; RNA polymerase II transcription regulatory region sequence-specific DNA binding. The record is from RefSeq and is a predicted model, not a curated record. Lineage: Eukaryota; Metazoa; Chordata; Actinopteri; Salmoniformes; Salmonidae.